CUGGUUGCAUUGCACAAUGCUGCCCAUUCUGCAGUGUUAGCUGAGCCCGGGAGUCCCUCCUGGCCCCCGACUCCCCACAGACUCUAUAUAACAGGCACCUACUGGGGGUACAGCGUCAGCAACACUCUGCAGACAGCUCAUCUAUUCCCCAAGGGGACAGGAGCUGAGGAACCAGGACUUUGGCCAGGAGGAGACCGCGCCACGGUUAGUUCCUGAGCUGAUCUGAAUCUUCAGGCAGGAGAUCCCACAGAUUGAACAGACACUGAGGCUAGGUCUACACUACCCGCCUGACGACAAUCGAUCCCUGAAUCGACGCUCUUACUCCACCAGUGGAGGUGGGAGUAAGCGCCGUCGACAGGAAGCCGCAGAGGUCGAUUUUGCCGCCGUCCUCACAGCGGGGACCAUCUGGCUGGUGCCAUGGCUCUGAAAGUGACCCCCGUGCUGCUGCUGCUACUGGCUUCUGCACUGGUGCUGUUGGGAGCAUCAGCCAGCCAGGAGCAGUAUGAGCGGUUCCUCCUUCAGCACUUUGAUGCAAAGCCCAAGGGUCGUGACGACCGCUACUGCAACAACCGCAUGCGCUACAUGAUGAGGGAGGACAGGAGGAGGGACAAAAAUCCUGGGCCAAAAGUCUGCAAGGAGACAAACACCUUUGUCCAUGGAAACAGCGAUGAUAUCAAAGCCAUCUGCACUAGCCAUGGAGGCAGGAACUAUGUAACCAGAACUGGCCAGGCCAUGCGCCAGAGCCUCAGACCAUUCCAGGUCACCACCUGCACCUGGCAUGGAGGGAAACCCCUCGACAACUGCCAGUACCGGGCGACCCGGGACUCAAGGAUGAUCGUCGUUGCCUGCGAUGAGCAUGAGCACCCUGUGCAUUUUGCUGAGAGCCAGAUCUGACGGGGCAAUGAGGAGGUGACUCCCGAUUCCCUCGGAUUCUGCUGCUUCCUCUUCUGGUGCAGGGAUCUUGGGCUGAAAUGUCCUCAUCAUACGCUGCUCUCCCCUAGUGCCCAUUAUACAGUAUAGCCGCCCCUUCCCCACCCCACCCUCUGCUGCCCCUAGUGCCUAUUAUACAGAAUAGCCGCCCCUUCCCCACCCUCUGCUGCCCCUAGUGCCCAUUAUACAGUAUAGCCUCCCCUUCCCCACCCCCACCCUCUGCUGCCUCUAGUGCCCAUUAUACAGUGUAGCCGCCACUUCCCCACCCCCACCCUCUGCUGCCCCUAGUGCCCAUUAUACAGUAUUACCACCCCUUGCCACAACCCCCACCUUCUGCUGCCCCUAUGUCAUCUCCCCUCUCUGACAAAUAGCAGCCAUCUCAAACAGUGUCCUUUCAUUAAGAACUAUCUGCCAGUUUCACCCUGCUGGUGUUGCGUAUUCACUCUAAGAAUGGAUAAUCCUCACAUUCGUCAUGUUAAGUGUUAUAUUCGUCAUUAUUCUCUUCAUCAUUUUUGAACAUUUGUCUCCUGCCUGCCAUUCUCUGUGCUCCCUAAAUGCAAUAAAACCUGAAACUUGCAAAGCAA
This is a messenger RNA of Malaclemys terrapin pileata, 1514 nucleotides long. Its product is annotated as angiogenin-2-like. Gene Ontology annotation, molecular function: RNA nuclease activity; nucleic acid binding. The record is from RefSeq and is a predicted model, not a curated record. The transcript has 3 exons. NCBI's taxonomy places the organism in Eukaryota, Metazoa, Chordata, Testudines, Emydidae. Bases 418 to 894 code for a protein of 158 amino acids. Gene Ontology annotation, biological process: antimicrobial humoral immune response mediated by antimicrobial peptide; antibacterial humoral response; angiogenesis.